This is a messenger RNA of Cucurbita maxima (winter squash), 1591 nucleotides long. Its product is annotated as homeobox-leucine zipper protein ATHB-5-like. The transcript is spliced from 3 exons. The coding region runs from base 676 to 1389 and encodes 237 amino acids. NCBI's taxonomy places the organism in Eukaryota, Viridiplantae, Streptophyta, Magnoliopsida, Cucurbitales, Cucurbitaceae. Gene Ontology annotation, biological process: positive regulation of DNA-templated transcription. Gene Ontology annotation, cellular component: nucleus. Gene Ontology annotation, molecular function: DNA-binding transcription factor activity, RNA polymerase II-specific; sequence-specific DNA binding. The record is from RefSeq and is a predicted model, not a curated record.
UUAAGAUUAAUUUAUUUCAAUUUUUUUAGAUGUUUUUGUUCUUAUGGUGUCCCAUAGAUUUCACCAUGCAUGUAAGGAUUUAUGAGAAUUUUUCAUCGUGACAGUCAUUUUUCGUUAACUUAUUUUAAUUAUAUUUUUAUUUAGAAAAGAAAAGCAAUUCUGUUGUCAUAAAUGUCUAUCUACGAUAAAAGGCAAAAGGGAAAACCAGGCCACAACCCAUCCAUAAUCCAGCAAAGCUAAGAACUGGUCCUUGAUCAGAACCCUCCCCAAAAAAGCGAUUUAGAAAGCAGAAGCGGUGCUUUUUUAGAGCUUUUUAAGAGAAUAAAUCUGAUUAUAUAAAAACAACAAAAGGUGAAAAGCCUACACACCAUUCCCUAAGUAUACCAUUUCAAAAAAGACUGUAUUUUUCACUCCCUUCCCUUUACUCAUUUCAUCCAUAAUGAUUAGACAAUAAUUCAAAGAACAAAUCUCAUUUUCAUUUUAUUUUAUUUUCUCUCUGCCAUUCCACUUGCUAAGAAAAAGCCUCAUAGGAACUUCUUUUCAGCUAAUGCUUGGCUCUGUCUCAAAAAAAUUGAGGAAAUGAAAGCUGAGAGAGACAGAAGCAGUAUCAUUUUGGUUUCACCAUAAAAAUUCCGCCAUUUGCUCUGUUUUUUGUUAUCUUCUUCAUUUGCAGUGAUGAUGAUGAGAUUUGAUCGCCCAGAAUCCUUGGAUUCUUUCAGUUCCAUCUUCACCCCUAAAGAGCAACCGAGCUCCACCACCAUAGGCGGAUACAGCAAGGAGUUUCAGGCAAUGUUAGACAGUUUGGAGGAAGAAGACAACAGUGAAGAUGGCGGUGGAAGCAGCGGUUCGGCACCGGAGAGAAAACGCCGGCUGAAGCCGGACCAAGUGAAGGCCUUGGAGAGACAUUUUGAAGUGGAAAACAAGCUCGAACCAGAGAGAAAAAUGAAGAUAGCUACUGAAUUAGAGCUCGAGCCAAGGCAAGUAACAAUUUGGUUUCAAAAUCGCAGAGCCCGUUGGAAAACAAAGCAAUUAGAGAGAGAUUAUGGAGUUCUUAAAGCCAAUUACGAUGCUCUUAAGCUGGAUUAUGAUGUUCUUGAGAAAGAAAAUGCUUCUCUUGCUUCAAAGGUGAGAGAGUUGAGGGAAAAAGUAAGCAGAGAAGGAACAAAGAUGAAAAUUCAAAGGGAAUUGAAAGAUGAGAAGAACUCAUUUGUUUCCACUAAUAACAACUCUUCUCUGAAUUCGAUGUUGAAUUCCUUUGAACUUUCCAGGAAAGUUUAUGAGAAUCAGACUCAGUUUACGAAGGCCAUGAAUGAAGAUCAAAGCUUGUUCAAUACAGAGGAGCCUUGCAAUUUCUGCUCUGUUGAUCAAGCUCCCUCCCUCCACUGGUAAACCCAUGUGUUCUUCCAUCUUCUUCAACUAUUAUCCUUCAUCGCCUUAUUUUUCUGUCUUGUUUAGACAAGAUUUAAAGAGUGAUUUCAUGUUGGGAUGAAAGUAUAAUAGUCCCAUGCCGAUUAAAAGGGAGAAGAUUAUUAUUAAUACAACCAUAUGAAGAGAUACUCUUAGCGUUGAUUAAAUUAAAGGCUUUUAAUGU